This is a messenger RNA of Corapipo altera (White-ruffed manakin), 3937 nucleotides long. It is a transcript of the gene GUCY2C, whose product is annotated as guanylate cyclase 2C. The transcript is spliced from 27 exons. Gene Ontology annotation, molecular function: ATP binding; protein kinase activity; peptide receptor activity. The coding region runs from base 42 to 3272 and encodes 1076 amino acids. Gene Ontology annotation, biological process: intracellular signal transduction; cGMP biosynthetic process; receptor guanylyl cyclase signaling pathway. Lineage: Eukaryota; Metazoa; Chordata; Aves; Passeriformes; Pipridae. The record is from RefSeq and is a predicted model, not a curated record.
AGAAAUGAGAGGGAACACACAAUGGGUCUAAACUGAGCAAUAUGAAGCAACGGAUGUUGAUUCUGGCCAUUUGGCCUUUGUUUUCCUCGCUCCAGCUGCUGCAGCAAGUUGGUUCAAACCGGUGUAACAACAAGAAUUAUGUGAUCAAUGUGAUGCUCAUGAAUUACUCAGACUUCCCAUCAAGUCCUGAAAGUUUGAAAUGUGCUGUGAAUGGAGCCUUGAAAUGGGUACAAAAUGAAUUCCAGACAACAGGAGAAAAUGUUACAGUUGAUGCCAUCUUCCAUACCUUUGCCUCAUCACUCUAUGUCUCACAAGGCUGUCGCACUAGCACCUGUGAAGGUGUGGAGCUCAUCAAGACAAUUUAUGAUUCUGGCACACUUGGCUGUGCUGUAAUAGGACCCGCUUGCACUUAUGCCACCUACCAAAUGGUCUCACUUGACACAGUACUGAGCCUGCCUCUGGUCUCUGUAGGGAGUUUUGGACUGUCCUGUGACUACAAAGAAAACCUAACCCGCCUUCUGACUCCAGCCAGGAAAGUGAACGGAUUCUUCUAUCAUUUUUGGAAAGAUUCUCAGCUGCCAUUCAAAACCACGACCUGGGAAUCUGUCUACAUUUACAAGAGGACUGAAACCUCAGAGGCAUGCUUCUGGUACAUGAAUGCUUUAGAUGCUGGAAUCACAGAGUUCUCCGAAAAACUGAAGUUCAAGGAUAUUUUAAGGACUCCAGAGCAGCUGAAAAGAGCUGUGAAAAAUCCAAACCGGAAAAGCAAUGUGAUCAUCAUGUGUGGCUCUCCAGAGGAUGUCAGGACAGACCUAGGGACGGGGAAAGUGGAUAAUGACAUUGUUAUCAUCCUGAUAGAUGUCUUCAAUAGCACGUACUUCAGGAAGAACAGCUCAGCUGACUACAUGCAGAAUGUACUUGUCCUGACUCAGUCACCAGCUAAUUACAGCAACAAUACUGUAAUUAGAGACUACACAGAGUGUGAGGACAACACCCUGAUGGAAGAUGACUUUCUUGUUGGCUAUUCUAAUGCAGUCUUGCUGUUUGGGCAUACUCUCAAGAAAUUUAUUGUCUCCCAGAGCCCAGUGUCACCUCUCAGUUUAAUCAAUGAAUUCCGAGAUACCACUUUUGAAGGUCUACUGGGUCCUGUGACUCUAGAUGAAUUUGGAGACAUUGAUACCAAUCUGACCCUCCUGUACACAUCACCAACUGCAAAGCAUUUCAAACCUCUUCUGUAUUUCAACACUCACAACAACGAGACAUACACGGCGAUUAACAGUCCGGAUUUUAUCUGGAAGAACCACAAGCUGCCCAGUGAUACUCCAGGCACUGGCCCCCACGUCUUGACUAUUGCUGUAUUUACACUCACAGGAAUUGUGAUUUUGGUUCUGAUCAUCUCUUUGGUGAUUCUAAGGAAGUACAGGAGAGACAAUGAACGCCGGUGGAAGAAAUGGUCCCAUAUACCACCUGAGGAAAUCUUGCCUCUGGAGACCAGUGAGACAAGUCAUGUUAGUCUGAAGAUCGACGAAGAUAAGAGACGUGACACCACCCAGAGACUGCGCCAGGGCAAAUAUGACAAGAAGGUGGUAAUCCUAAAGGAUCUCAAAAACAGUGAUGGUAAUUUCUCAGAGAAGCAAAAAAUGGAACUGAACAAGCUCCUACAGGUUGAUUAUUACAAUUUGACCAAGUUCUAUGGCACUGUGAAGAUAGACACCAUGAUCUUUGGGGUGAUUGAGUACUGCGAAAGAGGUUCUCUGCGGGAUGUUUUAAAUGAUAAAAUCUCCUAUCCUGAUGUCACGUUCAUGGACUGGGAAUUUAAAAUCUCCGUCAUGUAUGAUAUUGCCAAGGGGAUGUCUUACCUGCACUCAAGCAAAACUGAAGUCCAUGGUCGACUCAAAUCCACAAACUGUGUAGUAGACAAUCGCAUGGUAGUGAAGAUCACUGAUUUUGGCUGCAAUUCAAUUCUGCCUCCAAGGAAAGACUUGUGGACAGCUCCUGAGCAUCUCCGUCAUGCUGAUGUAUCUCAGAAGGGUGAUGUAUACAGCUAUGGGAUCAUUGCCCAAGAAAUCAUCCUACGCAGAGAGACGUUCUACACCGGACACUGCCGGGACAACAGAGAGAAACUUUACAGAGUGGAGAGCGGCAAAGGAGUGAAGCCUUUCCGACCAGAUCUGACCUUGGAAACAGUGGGAGAAAGACAGGUGGAAUUGUAUACACUAGUGAAGAGCUGCUGGGAGGAAGAUCCAGAGAAAAGGCCUGACUUUAAGAAAAUUGAGAGCACUCUGGCUAAAAUAUUCAGUAACUUCCAUGGCCAAACCAAUGAAAGCUACAUGGAUACCCUGAUUCGGCGUCUACAGCUGUACUCCCGGAACUUGGAGCACCUGGUGGAGGAAAGGACAGAGCUAUACAAAGCAGAGCGAGACAGAGCAGACAGGCUUAACUUCAUGUUACUUCCAAGGCCAGUAGUAAAGUCUUUGAAGGAGACUGGCCUGGUAGAACCAGAGUUCUUUGAAGAAGUCACUAUCUACUUCAGUGACAUCGUUGGCUUCACCACACUCUGCAAAUAUAGCACCCCUAUGGAGGUGGUAGAUAUGCUGAAUGAUAUCUACAAGAACUUUGACCACAUUCUUGACCAUCAUGAUGUUUACAAGGUGGAGACCAUUGGUGAUGCCUACAUGGUGGCGAGUGGUUUACCAAAGAGGAAUGGCAACCGGCAUGCAGUAGACAUCUCCAUGAUGGCUCUGGAUAUCCUCAGCUUCAUGGGAUCUUUUGAACUGAGACAUCUGCCGGGUCUGCCUGUGUGGAUUCGCAUUGGAAUUCACUCUGGUCCAUGUGCGGCUGGUGUGGUUGGAAUAAAAAUGCCUCGUUACUGUUUGUUUGGAGAUACAGUAAACACAGCUUCGCGGAUGGAAUCCACAGGCUUGCCUUUAAGGAUUCAUGUAAGUGGUUCCACUAUUAACAUCCUGAAAAGAACAGACUGCCAAUUCCAGUAUGAAGUGAGAGGAGAAACGUACUUGAAGGGCAGAGGAACAGAGAUUACCUACUGGUUGACGGGUACUGAGGACAAGAAAUACAAUCUUCCAACACCUCCUUCUGUGGAGAAUCAGCAGCGGUUACAAGAUGACUUAGCAGAGAUGAUAACCAAUAGUCUUCAGAAAAGGGAAAAUGAAGGAUCCAAGGUGCAUGAGCUUUCACGGGUAGCUAGCUACCGAUCAGGUACCCUAGAAUACCUGCAAUUGGUCAGCACAGAGAAUUUUACCACAUAUGUUUAAAACUGGAUGUCUAGUAUGACUCAAGAAGCUGCAGCAACUCUCUGGAGAACUUCAUGUGAAGGCUGGAGGCUUACACUUUCAGCUGGAGGAGAAAGAAAAUACCUUUCUAAGCAUCCUUUCUACCGUCUGACCUGCUAUCUGUAAAUCAAACCUCUCUUCACUGUAACAUUGAAAUUGUUGGAUGACUUCAGUAGGACACAUGCAACCUGAUUUGAGGUAAAUGAAAAUAUCUGCACUUGAGUCUGGAAAAUACUGAGGUUUUUUGGUUUAGUUAGGUUUUUUUAACUGUGAUAGCCUGUUCAAUAAUCCACUUCUGAAAAUAUACACAGUAAAACCUUAAUUUGUCACAAAUUUUAAAUGUUGUAUUUAAUUUGUAACUUUUAUUUGAAGAAAGAUUUGCUGUAAUAUAUUUGAAAAUAACAUCAAAUAUAUCAUAUGUAAAACCUGGAUAUGUUGCUAUUUUGCUUCUUCUGUUGUUUUCCCUGUGUCUCACAUGUUUUGUUUAAUCAAGCUGACUUUGUUCAAGAGGCAACACUUCUGUUAUUUACAUUGGGAGAUUACUCCAGAAAUAUGGUUUCUAAAGCUUAUCUGAAUUUUCUGGGCCUGAAAAAUGAAACUUUCUUCCAAAACUACACACUUUCAUAUCUCUUUACCACUUCUGCUUC